AUGCCGAUCCGUCCCUUUGAUGAAUGGGCUGUGUCCCGCGCACAGUCCCUCCCCCUCUCAGCUUUAAAGGGUGCCGUUGUCGGUAUCGAUGCGUCGCACUACAUUAAUCAACACCUUAUCAACCAGUCCACCCGCGAAGCCCUCCUGGGCGCACUCGGUGGCUUCCCUUUCGCCCUGAGAACCAACAUCGAGAAGGAGCUACAGACUUUCAAGAACCUCGGUGUCGCCAGCAUCUUUGUGUUCAAUGGCCUUGAUUUUGGCAAGAAGGAACAGCGCCCCCAGCCCACAUCGUCGCGGUCUUUCGACCAAGCCUGGGAUUUGUAUGACCAACAGCAAGCCGACCAGGUUGUCGACGCCUUCAGCAGUGCUGGUAUGAUAUCUUAUUAUUCGUUCCUUUUUUCCAUCGGCAGCCCCGCGUUCUCCCCCAUCCACUGGACCCGACGAAGCAUUUCAACAGCUGCUGACCCAAAGCAACGCUCAGGAACCCCGCCCCCGGAGACUCUCUUCAAGUUCCUGCAACGGAUCUUGACCCAAAAUGGUGUCGAAUUCAUGGUCGCGCCUUACAGCGCCGCGGCUCAGCUAUCCUACCUUGCUCGCGGUCCCAACCCUGUUGUCGAUGCUGUGUACGCCCCAUCUGAAGCUUUUUUGUUUGACCUUGACAAGCUGGUCACUCGCAUUGAUACCGACCCCGCGCAAUUCUUCUGGAUCACGAAACAAACCUGCCAAGAAGAGCUGGGUCGACUCACAAAUGAACAGUUCCUAGAUUUUUGCCUACUACUGGGAUCUCCCUUCCUGCGUCAUUUCCCACUUUUCGAAAACCCCGCCUUCCCCGGCAAGAGCCCCAGCGUUCGCGAUGCUUUGCCAAUGUUCAACCAAGCUGGCCGAAGUGCCUUGGCACUGUGCGCCCAGUUUGACGAUGAUCGACGCAUCCAGGAAAUCCAGUAUGGAGAUCGCUACAAGCGUGCAUACAUGAUUGUGAAGCACCAUGUGUACAUGGACGUAGAUGGCCGAGUCGGGCCCAUGGACCCUGAGAAUAUUUCCUCCGAUAUGCACGAACUCAUCGGACAGCGACUUCCUGAAGAGCUGUAUUUCUACCUAUCCAAAGGUAUCAUUAGCGCCGAUGUACCAAACUUCCUCACAUCUGGCGAGGUGCGCGCCUCGCUACCAUUAGGCACUGAAGAUACCGAGAUCUUCCGCUCGCUCGUGGGUGAUACUCUGACUCCCAUCCGGACUCAGUAUAUCUGUCUGCUAGCAAACUCGCUUCACCGGUUUUACCAGACUAAAGUGAUUACGAUUCAUCCGUGGUUUGAUGAUAACUCUGAUCGAAAGAUUAACCUCAAGGGCAUUCCCUCGGUCAAGGAUACCAUCCAGUCUUGGAAGAUUCUGGGCCAGACAGCUCCUGACAGUGUCAAGAAGCUCCAGGCUCCCCGUGGAUCUUUCAAGUUUGCUGUCCAAAGCUUGAAGCAAUCCGACUUUGUGUCCAAGUCUUUUGCUACUAAGGAGUCACUGAGCCUUUCCUCCCAGGAGGACAUCCUAUCUAAUGUAAUGUGGCGUUUCUUGCAGCUACGCGGAUAUGUUGAUGACAAACACAACCUUACUACGUGGGGUAAGAGUCUAGAGCAGUCAUUGUCAGCUGUGGAUCCUGCAGACAACCUCGAGGAGGCUAUUUUCAUUGCUUUCGAGAUGCUCCGUCUGGACCUUCUCAACACUAAGCCUUGGUUCUCAGGAGUAUCUGGCGGUCCCAUGCGGGGAUCAGAAGAGGACAAGACUUUCAACAUGCUCGUUUCCCGUGUUGCAUGUGUCGGAAAAUUGCAACACAAGAGCAUUGGAUACUCUGGCCCUCUAAGCCGUCAACUUCUUUGCUACCGCUCCUUGAUCUCCGAGGUGCGCUCUGCGCUCAGGAACCUGGUCGAGGUCGUAUUGACUGGCAUGCUCCUCGGCGGUGAUGCUAACCGGGAUCGUAACGACUGGACUGAGAUGGCUAUCAAGCUUCCCUUCAUUGAUGAUAACGACUGUGGACUUGGAAUUGCGGUCCGGACUUACCUGGACGAUCUUCCUUUGCAAGCAAACCCAACCUCGCCUGAGGCCCGUGCCGAUGUGAAGGCAAAGGGCAAAGAAUGGUUCCAGCACAGCGAGAGUUUCACUGGAAACUUGAAUCUGGCUUUCAAGCUAUGGGAUGCAGUCUACAAGGGAGCACACAAUGCCGGCAAGGAUUUCGCGGACGUGAAGUUCUGGGAUGACGCGAACCAGUGGCUCUCAGAGAGACGAUGA
Messenger RNA from Penicillium antarcticum, 2271 nucleotides. RefSeq names its product MKT1 family protein. Gene Ontology annotation, biological process: DNA double-strand break processing; mismatch repair; DNA recombination. Bases 1 to 2271 code for a protein of 756 amino acids. The record is from RefSeq and is a predicted model, not a curated record. Gene Ontology annotation, molecular function: 5'-3' DNA exonuclease activity; 5'-flap endonuclease activity. The transcript is spliced from 6 exons. Lineage: Eukaryota; Fungi; Ascomycota; Eurotiomycetes; Eurotiales; Aspergillaceae. Gene Ontology annotation, cellular component: nucleus.